Molecule: messenger RNA, 1537 nt
Organism: Pseudovirgaria hyperparasitica
Lineage: Eukaryota; Fungi; Ascomycota; Dothideomycetes; Acrospermales; Acrospermaceae
Product: class II aaRS and biotin synthetase
Exons: 3
Coding region: 1-1299 (432 amino acids)
Biological process (GO): threonyl-tRNA aminoacylation
Cellular component (GO): cytoplasm
Molecular function (GO): threonine-tRNA ligase activity; ATP binding
Source: RefSeq, a predicted model, not a curated record
AUGGCGGACCCUUGGACUUCCGGCUCACCACUCUUCAAUGCCGAUGGCGCAUACGUCUUCAACCGUUUGGUCGAGUUCCUCCGCGCUCAACAUGCAGAACAAGGAUACUCUGAAGUUGUUACACCUACUAUAUACAAAAAGUCGUUAUGGGAAAGAUCAGGACAUUGGGAAAACUAUGCCCAAGACAUGUUUUCCGUUGUUGGUCGAGGAGCAACUGGUACGACCAAGGAUGGAGAAGUGGGCGAGGACGAAGAGUUUGGGUUGAAGCCUAUGAACUGCCCGGGCCACUGCGUCCUAUUCAGUAACCGAACCUGGAGUCAUAGAGAACUCCCAGUCCGCUACGCUGACUUUAGCCCUCUCCAUCGCAAUGAGAACUCUGGCUCACUUCGUGGUCUGACCAGGGUGCGUCGCUUUCAUCAAGACGACGGUCAUAUCUUCUGCACGCCCGAGCAAAUCAAAGACGAAAUUCUGAAGGAACUCAGCUUCGUCCGCAUGGUCUACCAGACCUUCGACCUACCCCCUUUUAACCUCGUACUCAGCACCAAGCCCACCGACGGAAGUGCAAUAGGCGAGGAUUCCCAAUGGUCAACCGCCGAAUCACAUCUCAAACAAGCUCUCGAAGACAGCGGCCUUCCCUGGAAACUCAACCCAGGUGACGGCGCUUUCUACGGCCCCAAAAUCGACAUCCAGAUCCCCGACAACACGCGCUACGGCGAACCCUUACAGGCCGCAACAAUCCAACUGGACUUCCAGCUCCCACAACGCUUUGAACUCAGCUACAAAGACGCGGACCAGAAAUCACAUCGCCCAGUCAUGAUCCACCGCGCCGCCUUCGGCAGCAUCGAACGCUUCAUGCACAUCUUGAUGACACGCACCCACGGCGCCCCCGACUACAAAACAAAGCCGCUCCCCUUCUGGCUCACACCCCGACCCAUCAUCAUCUUCACGCUCAACGACAAGCCUGAAAUAGUAAACUAUGCCUUCAAAGUGCACGAUAUCCUGCAUGGCCGCACACCCGGUCCAUCCACCUCCCCCCAGCCCCUCAAUACGCUGCGUCUGCCAAUAACGCUGGACACGCGGGGCAUAUCGCUCAGUGCCAAGAUUGGCGAGGCGCGGCUCAAGGGUUUCCAUUUUGGGGCUGUUGUCGGACAUAAUGAGCUUGACGAGGGGACUGUGGCGCUGAAGGUGUGGCAUCGGACGGAGAAAGUGUCAUACAAUGAGAAGGGUGCGCCGGGUGCGAGCUUGAAGGUAGACCAGGCGAGGAGGAUGUUCGAGGCGUUGUGUGAAAAUUGGAUGUAAGAAACGUUGUAUCUGUAUAUACUGUAUAUUAUGUAAUAUUACGCGGUAUCUAGCUCGAGCACAUGCGUAGAUGAUGGGUUUUGUGUCCCUGCAUAGAAAUUCUUUGUAUUGCACUUGAAUGCCUAGGUACAACUACGAAAAGUUGACAGGCCAGAGAAGAGGGGGUAUCUGCCUACAGUAGGAAUAUGGAUGCUCGAACAGUAGUCCAAACGCCAGCAAUGCUCGACGUGCCUCACAG